UGUUUAGUUUAGAAUUUAGAUGCGGAGCGGAAUGUGUGUUCGGCGAUUUUAUCAGAAAUUGAAGUUGAUUAGUGAUUAGUGUAAUGCAUCAUAUAGUUUGAUGAGCAAUCCUACGAGUACUUAAUGAGCAUUAACGUUGUUAUAAAUUCGCGUACAUUGUAAAUUAUAACAUAAAUUUGUGACGGUGAUCGUACGACUCGAUAUUUCCGCCGCUAUAACGAUGAUAAAUGAUAAAUAAUCGCGGUCCUUCGGCAACAUGUGCAUGUGCCCUGACAAACAACUUUACUUUUCCGGUAUCGUCGAUAUAUAAAUAACGUGUACUUAUAGUUUAAUUUACCGAACUAUGUGAUCAAGUAUCAAAUCAAACAUGCCCGAAUUUAUCGUAAAGCAUUCCGGUAGAAAGCACGACGUUGCUAGAUUCUUACACUUCCAUCCCGGUGGAGCAAACACCCUGAAAAGUUUCGAAGGCUGCGACAUUACCGAUCAACUGCUAAAAACUCAGCAUGCUCCUUCGGCUUACGAAUUGCUGAAAGAUUACCGGCUAAAAGAGCCCAGUAAGGAUGAUCCCAAUGAAGAAGAUUUAGAAUCUUUGGUGAACUGGGAAAAACCAAUGUUCUGGCAAGUUGGAUCGCUCGGAUCGAAUUACAACAAAUGGGUAUUGUCACCGGUGGAUCGUAAAUUAAGGCUGUUUCAGUAUGACUUUAUGGAAUUAAUGACAGUUACCCCUUGGUACUUGGUACCGUCGGUGUGGGUUCCAGUUUCGCUAUAUUUAAUGUAUUGUGGAUAUUUACGUUUCCUGAAUAUUCCCCCAUUUGAUACCUGCAGUGGAAGUUUUACAGUGGCAGUAUUAUUUUUUACGGCUGUUUUAGGAUAUUUCAUAUGGCCUCUAAUCGAAUAUUCCAUUCAUCGGUGGAUAUUCCAUAUCACCCCACCAGAUGAUUCUCCACUUUUAAUCACUUUGCAUUUUGGUAUUCAUGGGUUACAUCAUAAGGUUCCGUUCGAUGACCAAAGGUUAUUAUUCCCACCGGCUGCUACCGCACUAAUUGUUUGGGGUAUACACGGGAUACUCAGAUUAUUUUUACCACUUUUUAUAACUUUGCCCUUGCUUGCUGGUGGUAUUUUAGGAUAUGUCACGUAUGAUCUAAUGCAUUUUUAUCUGCAUUACGGUUCGCCCAACGAGGGCAGCUAUUUCUAUCAUAUGAAACGAUACCACAAUCAGCAUCAUUUCACCAACCACCAGCACGGAUUCGGUAUCAGUUGUCCUUUAUGGGAUUACGUAUUCGAUACUGCGAUAAAACUGAAAAAACUGAAAUACCACAUGAAAUGGUGAUUUUCUCAGAACGUUUCCACAAAUCAAUUGGAUCUUAUUAAAUCAAAAACCAUACCACACCUCACUUUCGACGUACAAGCAUAUUACAUAUGUAUAAUAGAUUAGUCAUUUUAUUUUCUUACUUUUUGAUUUGCAUUUCAAAAGAAAAACCAACUUGUGAUAUAUUUUAUUUUGCUUUUCUUUUUCUUUUUUUUGUCUCGCUCAUAAUAAAUGAAUUUCUUUAAAAACUUA
Messenger RNA from Planococcus citri (citrus mealybug), 1561 nucleotides. It is a transcript of the gene Fa2h, whose product is annotated as Fatty acid 2-hydroxylase. Lineage: Eukaryota; Metazoa; Arthropoda; Insecta; Hemiptera; Pseudococcidae. Gene Ontology annotation, molecular function: heme binding; iron ion binding; fatty acid 2-hydroxylase activity. Gene Ontology annotation, biological process: fatty acid metabolic process; lipid biosynthetic process. The record is from RefSeq and is a predicted model, not a curated record. Gene Ontology annotation, cellular component: membrane; endoplasmic reticulum. The transcript is spliced from 6 exons. Bases 368 to 1330 code for a protein of 320 amino acids.